UAUUCGUGUGAUUCACGGAAGGACAUCGCAAUAAUUACAUUGAACAUGACAGCCCCGCCACACACGAUGCAGCUGGGUGACACUCUGGGUGACUUCACCUCCGCAGAUUCAAGUUCCGAUUACCUAUCACGACAAAUUAAUUACUUAUAUCGACGCCUGUGCGAGACAAAUAAGGAUUUAACUGUCAUGCAACAAGAAUACGAAUCAAUUUCCCAACAAUAUGAAGAAUUCGUCAGUUUGAAAACACAAUUGCCACCCCUGCAAUACCAAUAUCAACAUAACCAACAGAAUUACAUAAUUGGAACAGAAAUAUGUCAUCAAGAAGAUACUGUAGGAAAAAUAUUGGAUGAGAAGGUUGCAUACGUAAAGGAGCUUUCGCUUGCCUUUACGAGGAAGAUGACGGACAUAAUGCCGCUAAUGACGACCGUUCACUCCCAAGUGCUGUUCGAUGAUCUCAUGCAGUGGAAGCGGGAGCAGCGACUGCAAGGCAACGGCGCCAAGUUGGUUCGAAAUCUCAACAAAAUUCAAGGAUGGUGUGAACAUUUAACUGAAAUUAUUUGGUCAUGUCGGCAACAAAUCGGCCAAGUAGAGGUAGUGCUCAAAAAAUUAGGUUUUAGUAUCCCUGAGGCAUGCGAGGCACUACCUUACCUUCAAAGCCAGAGCAACCAGCUCCUGUCUUCUCUAGUUACAAGUACAUUCGUAAUAGAGAAACAACCUCAACAAGUUAUUAAAACUAACACAAGAAUAACUUCAACAGUGCGCCUUCUUGUUGGAGGAAUGUUGAAUAUACGUGAAAAUCCUCCCAAGGUUUCAGUCACUAUUAUCAAUGAAGCGCAGGCAAGAUCUUUUCUGAAGGACAAGAAGAAAUUUGGAGGUGAUAAUUCUGGAGAUAUUCCAGACAAUACUGGCGUAAUGGAGUUUGAUGAAUCAACAAAAUCUCUCUCUGUACAUUUCAAGAAUUUAAGACUAAAGAAGAUUAGGAGAACAGAAAAGAAAGGUUCUGAAACCGUGUGGACACUCUCUUUGCCCGUUGUCGUCGUUGUUCACGGGAGUCAAGAUCCCCCUGCCUGGGGAACCGUGACCUGGGACAACGCGUUUGCAAUACCAGGGCGACUUCCCUUCAGUGUGCCUGAGCAAACGACUUGGGACCAAGUGGAAGGUGCUAUCAAAAUGAAGUUUAUGGGAGUUACUGGCUGUUCUCUUUCAGACGAGAAUCUAAAAUAUUUGGCGGAGAAACUUUUCGGGACCCCAUCAACGGAAUACGGUCGCACGAUGGUAAGUUUUUCACGGCUCUGCAAGGAAACUCUGCCCCAAAGAACCUUCACUUUUUGGGAAUGGUUUUACGCUGUGAUGAAACUAACACGAGAGCAUCUUCGUGAUCUUUGGCAUGACGGCUACAUUUUGGGCUUUGUUCGCAAAAAGGAUGCUGAAGAUAUGCUGUCUUCCUGCCCCACAGGAACGUUUCUGCUCAGAUUUUCUGAUUCAGAACUGGGUGGAAUAACAAUCGCUUGGGUCGGAGAUAAGAAUGAAGUGUUGAUGCUGCAACCCUUCACCUGCAAGGAUUUUGCCGUUCGUAGUUUGCCAGACAGGAUUUCCGACUUGUCGCAACUUCUAUAUUUGUACCUUCACAUGCCAAAAGAUUUGGCUUUUGGAAAGUAUUACACUCCUUUUGAUGGGAACCCCCCAGUCAACGGGUACGUGAAGCCUUUGCUGGUGACACAUGUGCCUGGCGUGAGCAGCUUCAACUCGCUAAAUUACUCCAGCUCUUCCCAGUUGGAGUCACACUCCCUUAACGACAGUACUCAACAAGAGUCUCCUUCCGUUGCGUGUGCUAAUACGUCUGUUAGCAGUGUGAUGGAUUGCUGAGUGCAGGGCAGAAGUCUGCUAUAUAUCCCUCGACGAACAUGCAGAAGUGAAACUGAAGAAUAUACUGGCAACACAAUAUUAAAAAUUAUGAGUUUGUAUAUUACAAUGGCGGAAAAGGAUUAUUUGUUUAUUGCUUCCGUCAGUUUGAAGUGCAAAAUAGACAUUACCCAAUGUGGUAAUAACCAGCUAUCUGACUAAUAAUAUUUCCCCUCUGUACAUUUUAUUUUGUUCCCAUAUACUA
Gryllus bimaculatus (two-spotted cricket) is the source of this 2107-nucleotide messenger RNA. The record is from the annotation of a GenBank genome assembly. Lineage: Eukaryota; Metazoa; Arthropoda; Insecta; Orthoptera; Gryllidae.